UAAAAAGUGAAUAUGGAACAUUAAUUUAUUUGUUUAGAAUAGAAGGAAAGUAUUUUAAAAUGGUUACAAUGAAUUCUUCGGAAAAGGCGCAGAAAGCCUGUCAGCAAGGCCCUUCCAGGGACACCACUAAAAGCACCAAAGAUGACAAAGAGAAAGAUAAAAAAGAUAAAGAUAACAUGAUAGCCAACUUGCCGCCGAGCGUCCAGGCUCUCAUGUCGACAAUACCGUCGCCGGAGGAGUCGCCAAACUACCUUGUUUAUAAGAAGAUGGAAGCAAUAAUCGAGAAGAUGCAAGAUGAAACGACGGGGGUUCCCGUGCGUACCGUCAAGAGCUUCAUGACUAAGAUACCGUCGGUUUUCACAGGUUCAGAUCUGGUCUCCUGGCUCCAGAAACACCUAGCUCUCGAUGAUAACUCGGAAGCCCUGCAUUUGGCUCACCUCCUAGCCGCUCACGGUUACCUGUUCCCUAUUGAUGACCACUGCCUCACUGUCAGGAACGAUAACACUUACUAUCGUUUUCAAACACCAUACUUCUGGCCGUCGAAUCAAUGGGAGCCUGAGAACACCGACUAUGCGGUGUACCUCUGCAAGAGAACAAUGCAAAACAAGGCUCGCCUGGAGUUAGCAGACUAUGAGGCGGAGUCCUUGGCUCGUCUCCAGAAAAUGUUCAGCAGGAAAUGGGAGUUUAUCUUCAUGCAGGCAGAGGCUCAGAGUAAGGUGGAUAAAAAGCGAGAUAAACUGGAACGAAAAGUUCUGGAUAGUCAAGAAAGAGCCUUCUGGGAUGUACAUCGGCCGAUGCCGGGAUGUGUGAAUACGACGGAAUUGGAUCCGAAGAAGCUUUCAAGGAUCAACGCUAUGAAGGCGAAGAGACUCAGGCAAUGUCAGGAAUUAUUAUUGCAGCAUAAUUUAAAGAACAAUCCUAUAGUAACGAUAACAAACGCCCAGGAAAGCGAAGAGGCGAUACAGAAGAAUUCCGAAAAGACAGAAGACAGUAGUGUGAAGGAAAACGGUGAGACAUCCCAAAUUAAACCACAAGUCGUGGAGCCUGAAAAGUCCAUCGAGCAACAGAUCGAGGCAGCGAGACGACAGCUAACCGUGCUGAAAGCCCGCUUGGAGAGGAGGAACGUGAGAGUCAGUAAAGUGGCCGAAAUGUUCAUAUCCUACUGUGAGCAGUAUAUGGAGUAUGAUGCGUUCCUCACACCGCCCGAGUGGCCGAACCCAUGGAUCAGCGAUACUACAGAGCUAUGGGACCAAGAGAAACAAUGCAAGGAACCGCUGCCACUGCGGCGGGUGCGGCGCUGGUCCUUCGGCCUCAGGGAGCUGCUGAGGGACCCGCCCGGCCGGGAGCACUUUGCCAAGUUCCUCAGCAAGGAGUUCAGCGGAGAGAACCUCAAAUUCUGGCUAGCCGUGCAAGAGUUGAAGGCACUUCCGAUAAGACGAGUGUCUUCCAGAGCGAAGGAAAUUUGGAAGGAGUUCUUUGCCUCUGACGCUCCAUCUCCAGUCAACAUCGACGCCGCUAGCAGAGAGUUAACAAGAGCGAAAGUGGAGUCUGGUACAGCGGAUAGAUACUGCUUCGAUCAGGCACAGGCUCACGUGUAUCAUCUCAUGAAGUCAGACAGUUACUCGAGGUACCUCAGAUCUGAGAUGUACAAAGAUUAUUUGAAUGGAUCCAAGAAGAAGACAUCCGUGAAAGGGAUACGGUCAAUAGUGUCUUUCACGGGAAGGAAAGAGACCUCGGCCAACUGAACAUCCUUAUACAAUGUAUGGAAUAUUAUCAAAAUUUAUAUAGUAUUAAUUUUUUUGCUUAUAUGCAAUACUUUAUAAGUUUUUAUUUUUUAAUUGACUAUUGUGUAUUAUUUCGAUUGUUUUUGAAUUCAAUUGUUAGUUAAUUGACAGAUGUAAUGCAACAAAUUGAUUUGAUAAUCAUUAUGUAAAAAAGGGAUUACAUUCUCGAAAUAUA
Molecule: messenger RNA, 1959 nt
Organism: Melitaea cinxia (Glanville fritillary)
Lineage: Eukaryota; Metazoa; Arthropoda; Insecta; Lepidoptera; Nymphalidae
Gene: RSG7
Product: regulator of G-protein signaling 7
Exons: 16
Coding region: 60-1745 (561 amino acids)
Biological process (GO): regulation of G protein-coupled receptor signaling pathway; intracellular signal transduction; G protein-coupled receptor signaling pathway
Source: RefSeq, a predicted model, not a curated record